Molecule: messenger RNA, 2469 nt
Organism: Colletotrichum karsti
Lineage: Eukaryota; Fungi; Ascomycota; Sordariomycetes; Glomerellales; Glomerellaceae
Exons: 3
Coding region: 1-2469 (822 amino acids)
Source: RefSeq, a predicted model, not a curated record
AUGUCGAUCUCAGCUCAAGCAUGGAAGUCCAAGAAGUUUGGGGUGCCCAUGAUGGAGGGACGGGUAGCCUCAAUCUCCAAGGUCAAGAGAUGGGAUGGUGCUGCCAGAUCCUGCAGUGACUGGGAUAACUUGAGAAGGGAUCCCGAAUUAUGGUUUCGCGGCGGCAACUGCUUCGUCCACUUAUACGGCAAAGGCCAGUCGCGCAGAGGACCUGCGUUCAAGGUGCCCUUCGGCGCUCUGCUCUCUGCGAAGUGUCAUCCUUUCGUCAAGAAGUUCAUGUCCCGGGACGUCCCCGAGAUGCCAGAAUUAUUCAGCGACCCAUUUGAGGAUCUCGACCGAUGGAAUGCCCUGAAUCCUCACGAGAAGAUUGAGCUGUACAUCCCGGCGCCUCCCAUGGCCGACAAGGACCAAGCGUUUGCAUACCAUCUGGCAACCCGCAACUUCUUCGCUUGGAUUUUCAGACGUUCGAUCGUCGGCGAACACCUCGGCUCCGCGUUGAUCGAACUUCUGAACAGCAUGGCGGAGUUCCGAGGUCACAACGAAGACAACUUCACAGACCUCACAUCCUACAUGGACGAGGAAGGAUACCUUGAUUUAAAGGGCCAGCCGCACCAUGCACUCGCCAUUCUUCACCUAUCAGAGUGCUUUCAGAUGCGGGACAUGUAUAUCGACGCCUUCAGCCACUGCGUUGGAAUGAGCGAGGAGCUUUUCUGCAGCCCAGAGUAUCAGCACAUCAGCUCCAUCUCCAGGACGCUCAUUCGACGAGCGCGUGCAGACAUGAACAACCGUCUCAGCCAAGCCGGUAGCAUGUUGAAGACAUUCCUCGAGGAAGAGCUCUCCGAGACAAAUCUCGGUCUCCCGGCCGGAGGUCGGGCCCACCUGGACCGUUUCCGUGCCUUCGUGCUGUCGCAUUACAUGACGAGACUCGGCUACUACCCGCCGCUCUCGUUCGAUUCCCGGAGCACAGUAUUCGACCCUGAAAUUUUCGAAAUCCUCCGCAAGGAUUUCAAGGCAGUGUACGACCUGCUGGUUGACGAAGGCUUCACCGCGGAUGACAGCAGCCCGCUGCUCGCUCAGGGUGGCAUCUGCGCCGUGCAGAGCGUGCAGGCAUUCGAUGAGCGAUGCGAUUUCCCCUCCCUCAAGCAUCCGCUACCGUUACUGCCUGAGAUCGACGAUGACAAGGCAUCUCGUCGCAUGUCACUUGCCUGGUUGGCAAACACCGCACGGGGUGACAAGCUUAAGCCUGAUCAGAGACUUAUUGCACAUGCUGCUCUCAUCAAGGCUAUGAACAUCCGCGAUACGGAUAUGAUGGACAACGAGUUCGUCCGAGCCUACCGCAAGUUCGAGGAGGACUCGGUCGCACCCCACAUGAAGAGUGACAAGACGGAGAAGAUCAGCCCUGUUGACGCCCGAAAGGUGCGAUGGAUCUUGAUCUACGCUGUCCACCAGGUUCUCCGCAACUGCACGCAACCCCCUCCCGAGGUCCGCGAUUCCGUUGAUGUUGACUACCACCUGGCUGUGUCAACCGAGCAGUUGCCUCCUUGGAAGAACGCCCGUGGGCUCAAGCCUCUUCAGAGCCACAAGUUCACUCCGAAUGUCACACGCUCGCAGUCCAUCUCGCACUGGAACAACCCGAUAUCUCCCUCUCUUAUCUCACCCACGACGCUCGUGUCGCCCAGCAUCGUCAUCCAGCCAGACAUCGACUACACAGCCAAGGCACGCCGGGAUGAGCUUUCCCGCCGACAGUCGGUAGCUGCUGCCCCAACUACACCCGCCCGAUCUCGUAGCAGGAGUUUGUCUCGCAACAGCCCCUUCCGUCGGACACUAAGCAUCUUCAAGAAGUUCGAGGAAGAAAACCCAGCCCCCCGUAAGGCGUCAUACUGCGAGAUUGUAGUCCACGGCUAUGGCAACGGCACCAACGCUGUCACCAAAUUAGCGCCCCGCGCCGUUGAGCAGCCUGAGGUUUCGCCAAACACCCUCGCUCCCGCCCCGCGCUCCUUCUCUACUUCCUCAGAGUCGAGCGCGAUUUCUGAGGUUUCCGCCGGCGGCGUCAGCUUCGUCACUGCCGAAUCAACGGCGCCGCCGACCUCACCUGAGUCACCGGACAAGAACUGGCCGAACCAGGACUCCCCGAUGCUGAGUCCCAUUCCUCUUCGCGGCCGCAGGCGUGUCAGGGACGUGCUCUCAUUUACAGGAACUCCACGUGCUAGCUCCUCGGAGUGGUCUCCCGACAGGCGCCACAGCGUCAUCGGAAGCGGCAGCUACGCCCACGACUACGAGGAGUUGAUCAAGGAGCAGGAGGCUCACUUCGACCGUCACGAGCUGGAACCUCUCCCGCUUCAGAUUCGCAAGGCUUCGGCGCCGUUGACUCUCGAAGCCAUGAUCGCCGAGGAUAAAGAUGUCCAGCCGGAGUGGGAGCAGUUCCAGGAUGUUGGCGGCUUGACCAGUUUGUCGCCGCUGCACAUCUAA